AUGCUCAGCGCCAGAUGGAGGGAUCGCGAUUUGCAGCAUAUUCGCGAUCAACUCUUGGAAGCUUUCGGCCGGGCCACGCUGAUGAUCGAUUUUGGUGAACACGUGAAUACAAGCUUAGAAGACUCUCUCGAUGCACUGAUCCGACGUUCCAGAAGUGCCGAGCUUAUACAUCGAGGACUUAAAAUUGUAUUGGUCGGCCGGUCGAAUUCUGAAAAAAGCAGUUUAUUAAACCGACUUGUCGAACGAGAUGUUGCCAUUGUGUCAAACAUCCCUGAUACGACCCGGGACUCAAUUGAGGUUCGUCUACAGAUAAAUGGCGCCAUGCUGACAGCUACCCUCGUUGAUACAGCAGGGAUUCGUGACAACAACGACCCGAUCGAGAAAGAAGGCGUCAAGGGAGCGAGGGAAAAGCUGAAAGCAGCGGAUAUCGUCGUAGCUGUGUCUGAUGCUCGACAGGACGACAUUGUGCUUGACGAACCUCUCAUCGAUCUACAAGAGGCUGUACGGCGCGCCAAUCAUUGCUGUGAAAAA
This is a messenger RNA of Mesorhabditis spiculigera, 531 nucleotides long. The record is from the annotation of a GenBank genome assembly. NCBI's taxonomy places the organism in Eukaryota, Metazoa, Nematoda, Chromadorea, Rhabditida, Rhabditidae.